Molecule: messenger RNA, 525 nt
Organism: Cladophialophora yegresii CBS 114405
Lineage: Eukaryota; Fungi; Ascomycota; Eurotiomycetes; Chaetothyriales; Herpotrichiellaceae
Exons: 1
Coding region: 1-525 (174 amino acids)
Source: RefSeq, a predicted model, not a curated record
AUGUAUCUCCCAUCCUUCCUUUACUUCCUCGUCUCGGUUACUACCUUCUUCGGCACCUCCAUAAGCGCACCCACUAAGAACGUCCACCACCCUGCUCGCCUGGUCAGCGAAGCCCCCGUCGACAGACGCCAAUUACAAGUGCUUGUCGACGUGGCUGCGAUCAUUGGCGCUGCUAAGGCCGUGAUUGAAGGCAUCGAAGGCUUGGUCGACCUCGUUGAAGAUGAGAUCGAGGAAGCCGAAGGACAAUAUACCACAGGCAUCGUGUCAACCCUUCGAGAUCUAUAUCCCACCAUGAACGUUCUGGUCUACCACAAUCAAGACUGCGGCUACGAUCUGUACGAUGCCACUCAUGCACAUGUCGAAUUCGACAUCGCUCUGGGCUUCACCAAAGGGUAUGAGGUUUGGGUCUUCGACCAUGGCACAUUUAACCUCGUGGGCGAUGGCGGCUAUUCCAAUUGGGCAAUCGGCGGGAGCUUCGAUGGACCCAGCAGCGAAGUCACUUUCUACAGCAUGAACGGAAAUUGA